AUGGCAAAGUCAGGCCCGAAGGAGAAAGCAGGUUUGGAUGGCUUUGAUGACCUGCUGGGAAGGAUGAGGGAGGAGCGUGAGGAGCAGACAAACUCAAAGCUUAGGGGGAUCGGGGAAGUUACAUGCAUGGAUAUUGGCAACGAACACUCUCUAGUGGACCCGGAAGAUGCGACGACUAGGGACACCGACGAGGAAGAAGACGAAGACAUGGUUCAGAAUCAGCCUCCACCUCGGAGACUACGUGCUAGCUAUCGCCUGGACCACGAUCAUUUGGGUCACCUUCAAGAGAGCGAGACAUCGGCUAUGGAAUCGACAGCAGAGAAGACAAGGUUCGAAAUGGAAAUGGCCCCCCACCCGGGGACCAGCAAUAUGGAGACCGCCGACGACGACCAAGAGAGGAGCCAGGCGAUAGAGAAGAGGCGUGGAGGGCAGCAGGGAUGUGUGCUGCGCAGGUCUGGAAUUAUGGUUGUGUGGAGCCGUGCUCGGCGACCGAUUGGGAAUGGCGCGUGUUUUUCACUUUUUCCCAGACUUCGUCUCUCGUCUCUACUUUGGCUGAACUUCCAGACCGCGACUCCCGACUGGCUGCCCGCCCAUUUCACUUUCUGCCUCUUACACCGGCUACAGAAAGAUCAAACAAGACAUAGGGCGUCAUCGGACUUUUCGCGAGGUCGAGUCGCAUUAGAAAUGCUGGCUGAGGAGAGGUCUAGACAAACCGUCAAACUCAUACUGGGAAGUCGAGACUCACAGUAG
Colletotrichum lupini is the source of this 750-nucleotide messenger RNA. RefSeq lists its product as uncharacterized. Bases 1 to 750 code for a protein of 249 amino acids. The transcript has 3 exons. The record is from RefSeq and is a predicted model, not a curated record. NCBI's taxonomy places the organism in Eukaryota, Fungi, Ascomycota, Sordariomycetes, Glomerellales, Glomerellaceae.